This is a messenger RNA of Strongylocentrotus purpuratus (purple sea urchin), 1123 nucleotides long. RefSeq names its product arylsulfatase. Lineage: Eukaryota; Metazoa; Echinodermata; Echinoidea; Camarodonta; Strongylocentrotidae. The coding region runs from base 1 to 840 and encodes 279 amino acids. Gene Ontology annotation, molecular function: arylsulfatase activity. The record is from RefSeq and is a predicted model, not a curated record. The transcript has 3 exons.
AUGUUAGGUGAUGGUCGCUAUGGUGAUUCGCUGAAUGAGAUGAGUUGGGCUGUAGGUGAGACGCUGUCAGCCAUCAAGGAGGCGGGGCUUGAGAGGAACACCCUUGCUAUCUUCCUUUCUGACCAUGGUCCUCAGAUGGAGUGGAAUCAUAUUAAAUCCAAAGGCAUUCCAUUUUCUUCUUCGUCUAUAGGUUCCAAAGACUCCACCUGGGAGGGAGGUAUCCGUGUUCCUGCAUUGGCGCGAUGGCCGGGUACCAUAGCACCGGGCAGCCAUUCUCAAGCCAUCAUCGGCAGCAUGGACAUCUUCGCCACUGCAGCUGAUCUGUCGGGAGGAAAGCUGCCUCAGGAUCGCAUCAUGGACAGCAGGAGCUUCUUACCCGUACUCACCGGAGCAACGACAGACCAUUGGGAGGUCCUGCUCCAUUAUUGCAGUGAUAGACUUAUGGCAGUCACCUAUGGUGUCUUCAAAGCACACUUAUACACCAAGCCCUCAAUGAACUUAGAUCAACUAGCUGCUAAGUGUAGGAAAGGUUGGGUACCUACAGGGCCGUACCACCUCUGUUUUUCAUGUGAUCCACCGUGUGCUGUACACCAUGAUCCACCUUUAUUAUACAACAUAGGGGUUGACCCUUCAGAGCUAUCGCCACUGAAUGUCAGGAAACAUCUAAACGUCCUGAGGGAAAUCCAUAGAAUCGUGGAAGAACAUCAGAGAACUUUGGUGAAGGGUGACCCCCUGUUUGUACGAGAGAAGGUUUCAAGGUUGAACCCAUGUUGCAAUCCUCCUUACUGUAUGUGCAAUUAUGAUAGGACUUUAUACCUAAAAGAACUUGGGCUUUCAUGAACUGUAUUACCUGGAAGAAAGAUGCAGGCCCCAAUCACAACAUGUGCUUUGAUAUAUGUUCUAGACACUAUGAAUAUGACAGACAAAGAAAGCGGACAAAAUAUACAGUUCGUCAGGUAGACAAAGGAACAUCCCUUCAUUGCUAUUAUGUAAAAAGGUGAAUAUGCAUGUGACACCUGUUCUACACAUGUUAACAUAAUAGCAGUGUAGUGAUGUUCCUUUGUCGGUCAUAUUCAUAGUGCGAGCCUGCAUAGGAAAACGGUUCAAACAGGGUAUUAUUUUU